Molecule: messenger RNA, 5518 nt
Organism: Diceros bicornis minor
Lineage: Eukaryota; Metazoa; Chordata; Mammalia; Perissodactyla; Rhinocerotidae
Gene: PITPNM2
Product: phosphatidylinositol transfer protein membrane associated 2
Exons: 26
Coding region: 424-4569 (1381 amino acids)
Biological process (GO): phospholipid transport
Cellular component (GO): cytoplasm
Molecular function (GO): phosphatidylinositol transfer activity; phosphatidylcholine intramembrane carrier activity; phosphatidylinositol binding
Source: RefSeq, a predicted model, not a curated record
GGUGCCUCAGCCUCCAUGAGCAAGUCUUGGACUGGGUCCCUUUGCCAAGUGGAAACUCCUUCAGCCGGGCGUCCCCUGUCCUGUCCUCUGGGCACAUCUGGAUUUCCAGUCUCGCGUUGCUCGGGAUGAGGCCUAGCUUGGUCCAUUUCCCAGAGGGGUUGGCGCUGAGUGAUCAGAGCGGCCAGGUGUCUCACCUCCUCCCCCGCUGGACUUCUCCCUGCAGGAUGCUGGCUCGUGCGUCCUGGUCCCCGACACCCUUCUGUGGGCUAGCGUGCCGUCCUUCCUCCUCCCGGCGCAGGACGUCCACGCAGCCUUCUCAGACCUGCAGGGGUCCUUGGUGAAUUUUGUCAUGGUUAUUUAAGGACCCUCGCCUAGAAGUACCAACGCACAGUUCCCCAUCAACGGGAAGGCUUGGACUCCAAGAUGAUCAUAAAGGAAUACCGGAUUCCUCUGCCAAUGACCGUGGAGGAGUACCGCAUCGCCCAGCUGUACAUGAUACAGAAGAAGAGCCGUAACGAGACGUAUGGCGAAGGCAGUGGUGUGGAGAUCCUGGAAAACCGGCCGUACACGGACGGCCCUGGCGGCUCCGGGCAGUACACGCACAAGGUGUACCACGUGGGCAUGCACAUCCCCAGCUGGUUCCGCUCCAUCCUGCCCAAGGCGGCCCUACGGGUGGUGGAGGAGUCCUGGAAUGCCUACCCCUACACCCGGACCAGGUUCACGUGCCCUUUUGUGGAGAAAUUCUCCAUUGACAUCGAAACCUUUUAUAAAACCGAUGCUGGAGAAAACCCCAAUGUGUUCAGCCUGUCUCCUGUGGAAAAGAACCAGCUGACGAUUGACUUCAUCGACAUUGUCAAGGACCCCGUGCCCCCCAACGAGUAUAGGACUGAAGAGGACCCCAAGCUGUUCCACUCGACCAAGACCCAGCGGGGGCCCCUGUCCGACAACUGGAUCGAGGAGUACAAGCAGCAGGUCUUCCCCAUCAUGUGCGCCUACAAGCUGUGCAAGGUGGAAUUCCGCUACUGGGGCAUGCAGUCCAAGAUCGAGAGGUUCAUCCACGAUACAGGCCUGCGGAAGGUGAUGGUGAGGGCUCACCGACAGGCUUGGUGCUGGCAGGACGAGUGGUACGGGCUGAACAUGGAGAACAUCCGGGAGCUGGAGAAGGAGGCACAGCUCAUGCUCUCCCGCAAGAUGGCCCAGUUCAUCGAGGACGACGAGGAGGCUGCAGAGCUCGCCAAGGACGAAGCCACCCAGGACCAGACCUCCAGGGAGCCCUCCGAGCCCAGCAGCAGCGGUGGGGAGCCCCUGGCAGGCCGGGGCCUGAAGAAGCAGUGGUCCACGUCCUCCAAGUCGUCGAGGUCAUCCAAGCGGGGAGCAAGCCCUUCCCGACACAGCAUCUCAGAGUGGAGGAUGCAGAGUAUCGCCCGGGACUCAGACGAGAGCUCAGACGAUGAAUUCUUUGAUGCUCAUGAGGACCUGUCUGAUUCAGAGGAAAUCUUCCCUAAGGACAUCACCAAGUGGAACUCCAACGACCUCAUGGACAAAAUCGAAAGCCCUGAGCCGGAGGACACGCAGGAUGGUCUGUACCGCCAGAGCGCCCCCGAGUUCAGGGUGGCCUCUAGUGUGGAGCAGCUGAACAUCAUCGAGGACGAGGUCAGUCCGCCGUUGACCGCACCGCCCUCCAAGAUCCACGUGCUGCUGCUGGUGCUGCAUGGGGGCACCAUCCUGGACACAGGCGCCGGGGACCCCAGCUCCAAGCAGGGCGACACCAACACCAUCGCCACCGUGUUCGACACCGUCAUGCGCGUGCACUACCCAAGCGCCCUGGGCCACCUUGCCAUCCGCCUGGUGCCCUGCCCGCCUGUCUGCUCCGAUGCCUUCGCCCUCGUCUCCAACCUUAGCCCCUACAGCCACGACGAAGGCUGUCUGUCCAGCAGCCAGGACCACAUCCCCCUGGCUGCCCUGCCCCUGCUGGCCACCUCCUCGCCCCACUACCAGGAGGCAGUUGCCACGGUGAUUCAGCGGGCCAAUCUCGCCUACGGGGACUUCAUCAAGUCCCAGGAAGGCAUGACCUUCAAUGGGCAGGUCUGCCUGAUCGGGGACUGCGUCGGGGGCCUCCUGGCAUUCGACGCCUUAUGUUCCAGCAACCAGCCGGUGUCUGAGAGUCAGAGCAGCAGCCGCAGGGGCAGCGUGAUCAGCGUGCAGGACACUGACCUGCUGUCCCCGGGCAUCCCGGUGAAUGCGGCACAUGGCAGUGGUGGCGGUGGCAACCUGGAGAGCAGUCGGCACCUGAGCCGCAGCAACAUCGACAUCCCCCGCAGCAAUGGCGCUGAGGACCCCAAAAAGCAGCUGCCCCGAAAGAGAAGUGAUUCGUCCACCUACGAGCUGGACACCAUCCAGCAGCACCAGGCCUUCCUGUCCAGCCUCCAUGCCAGCGUGCUGAGGAACGAGCCUAGCUCCCGCCGCUCAAGCAGCUCCACCAUGCUGGACGGCACAGGGGCCCUGGGCAAAUUUGACUUUGAGAUUGCCGACCUCUUCCUCUUCGGGUGCCCGCUGGGGCUGGUCCUGGCCUUGAGGAAGACCGUCAUCCCCGCCCUGGACGUGUUCCAGCUGCGGCCCGCCUGCCAGCAAGUCUACAACCUGUUCCACCCCGCCGACCCGUCCGCGUCGCGCCUGGAGCCGCUGCUGGAGCGGCGAUUCCACGCCCUGCCGCCCUUCAGCAUCCCCCGCUACCAGCGCUACCCGCUGGGGGACGGCUGCUCCACGCUGCUGGUGGAGACCAUGCAGAGAAACCCUGAGCUGGUCCUGGAGGGCGGCCCCCUGGCCCCUCUCCCGCCCGGGGACAGCUUCCUGGAAACCAGUAUCCCCGUGCCCGCGCUCACCUGGCAAGAUGGGCCCCACCUGAGCCCGGGCUCUGCUGAGUCGGAUGCCCUCCAGACCCACAACACGGUCUUCCAAGAGCAUGCGGCCCCCUCCUCGCCCGGCACAGCCCCCAGCACCCGAGGUUUCCGUCGAGCCAGCGAGAUCAGCAUUGCCAGUCAGGUGUCAGGCAUGGCCGAGAGCUACACAGCAUCCAGCAUUGCCCAGAAGGCCCCAGUGGCGCUCAGCCACACCCCCAGUGUCAGGCGCCUGUCCCUGCUCGCCCUGCCCCCUCUGCCCCCCACACCCCCAGGCCCCCGCCUGCAGGCCAAGCGGGUGAGCCCCAGCCUGGAGAGGGCCCCCCGCCUCCCCGACUUGGACAUCAGAGAAGUUGCUGCAAAGUGGUGGGGACAGAAGCGGAUUGACUACGCCCUGUACUGCCCCGACGCCCUGACGGCCUUCCCCACCGUGGCCCUGCCCCACCUCUUCCAUGCCAGCUACUGGGAGUCGACGGACGUGGUCUCCUUCCUGCUGAGACAGGUCAUGAGGCAUGACAAUUCCAGCAUCUUGGAGCUGGACGGCAAGGAGGUCUCAGUGUUCACCCCCUCAAAGCCAAGAGAGAAGUGGCAGCGCAGGAGGACCCACGUGAAGCUGCGGAAUGUAACAGCCAACCACCGGAUCAACGAUGCAGUCGCCAAUGAGGAUGGCCCGCAGGUUCUGACGGGCCGGUUCAUGUAUGGGCCCCUGGACAUGGUUACCCUGACCGGGGAGAAGGUGGAUGUGCACAUCAUGAUGCAGCCGCCCUCAGGUGAGUGGCUGUACCUGGACACUCUGGUGACCAAUAGCAGCGGGCGCGUCUCCUACACCAUCCCCGAGACUCACCGCCUGGGCGUGGGUGUCUACCCUGUCAAGAUGGUGGUCAGGGGAGACCACACAUUUGCUGACAGCUACAUCACCGUGCUGCCCAAAGGCACAGAGUUUGUGGUCUUCAGCAUCGAUGGCUCCUUUGCCGCCAGCGUGUCCAUCAUGGGCAGUGACCCCAAAGUGCGGGCUGGGGCCGUGGACGUGGUGCGGCACUGGCAGGACCUGGGCUACCUCAUCAUCUAUGUGACGGGCCGGCCCGACAUGCAGAAGCAGCGGGUGGUGGCAUGGCUGGCCCAGCACAACUUCCCCCACGGCGUGGUGUCUUUCUGUGACGGCCUAGUGCACGACCCGCUGCGGCACAAGGCCAACUUCCUGAAGCUGCUCAUCUCUGAGCUGCACCUGCGCGUGCACGCGGCCUACGGCUCCACCAAGGAUGUGGCGGUCUACAGCUCCAUCAGCCUGUCCCCCAUGCAGAUCUACAUCGUGGGCCGGCCCACCAAGAAGCUUCAGCAGCAGUGCCAGUUCAUCACAGAUGGCUACGCGGCCCACCUGGCCCAGCUCAAGUACAACCACCGGGCACGGCCAGCCCGCAACGCGGCCACCCGCAUGGCACUGCGAAAGGGCAGCUUCGGCCUGCCUGGCCAGGGUGAUUUCCUGCGCUCCCGGAACCACCUGCUCCGCACCAUCUCAGCCCAGCCCAGCGGGCCCGGCCACCGGCAUGAGCGGACACAGAGCCAAGCGGACAGCGAGCAGCGGGGCCAGCGCAGCAUGAGCGUGGCGGCCAGCUGCUGGGGCCGCACCAUGGCUGGCCGGCUGGAGCCGGGGGCAGCCGCGGGCCCCAAGUAGGGCACCGUCAGCGAGGCGCUGUGGUCUCCAUGGUGCUAGGCCAGGGCGGCCAGCCCCGCCAGGAGGCCUGGCCUGGUCACACACACUCGGCUGGGGACCAGCUUGUCCCAGGGCCUGGCGGAGGACAUGGGCCUUGCCACACACAGCCCUCCAGCCCUGCCUCAUAAUCCUAGGAUCUGAGGGGUUCCAGCUUGUCACGGAAGGUGGCAGGGUGACACCAGUCCCAGGAUGAUGGAGGGACCAGGACCCCCCAUGUGGACCGGCCUGGGCGGCACUCCUGGACAUUUGCCCUGUGUUGACUUCCCAACAUCGUGACACCAGGCCGGGGCCCGAGCCCAGCCUGCCACCUCCCAUCCACUAGCUCGCCCUGCCCCCAGGUCCCCUCCCACUUGGUAGCAGUUCCAACAGGGGACAGCCUGCUUCUUGUUAACUCGAGUUACUCAACUGUUCGACCUCACUGGUUUUGCACUGAUUUUUGAGAGUGGAGACCCAUUACCACCUCCUAUGGCUACAGAUUCGUUGACAUGCAUGAAAAUUCAGUGUGUGCUGAUCCAGGACCUAUUGCCACACAGAAGACUCCAAGGCGGCAAAUCCUCGUGCAAGCAGCAGAGAAAGGCCAUAUCUUAAUUUCUGCAGCUCCUCCCAGCCCGCCAGCGCCGUGGCAGCCCCGGACCCCUACCCACCUGUCCUGCCCCACGUGGAGCCCAGUCCGGACGGGUCUGGUGUCAUCUCCGGCCCUGGACACAGCCCAGGCAGCCAGGCUGGUGAAGCCCAGAGCUGGCUCCCACCUGAGAAGCCCCGCCUUGGGCUGCGGGGCCUGGACAGGCCUGGCCUCCUCUUCCGCUCCUCACCUGCCAUCAGUCAAGGCCCCAUGCCUUGGGCCCUCCCGCGUUUCUACACCUUUCUACUUCUCCGAUCUGAUUUCUAUGAGGUUUUUUUAAAUGAGCAA